AUGGCAUUCACGGGCUGGGCAGUGUGGAAUAGGCGAAACCAGAUUCGUCUCAAGGAAGCAGCAUGCCCACUUGAUCAGAUUUAUAUGCUAUUAAAAGAUAGGAAAAACGAGUUCCAACUCCUUCACCCAGUCAUUGGGACACCACAACAUCGAAACCAUACUAGAUGGAAGCCGCCAGACCAAGGGGUUUACAAAGUUAAUUAUGAUGGCGCUAUUUUUUCCCAACAAGAGAAGGCAAGUGUUGGCGUCGUAAUCAGGAAUGCAGAAGGAGCUGUAAUGGCAUCUAUGUCGCAACAAAUGCCACUUCCAGCAACAAUUGCACAAGUCGAAGCAUUAGCUGGGAGGAGAGCCACAGAAUUUGCACUUGAACUUGGAAUAACUAAAGCCAUCUUUGAAGGAGAUUCAGAAACCAUAUGUAGGGAGCUCAACGAUGAUACUCCAUCCUGGGCCUUACAUGGUCAUCUACUUCAAGAUGUCAAAAGUUUGUCAACUUCUUUUCAAUUUAUCGGUUUUUCUCAUGUACGUCGUCAAGGAAAUACUGUCGCCCAUGCUUUGGCAAGACGGGCUAUUAGGGAGCAGGAUCUAACUGUCUGGAUGGAAGAUGUACCACCAGACAUUCAUCAUGCUGUCCAAGCUGACUUAGCCACUUUUGAUUAA
Quercus lobata is the source of this 657-nucleotide messenger RNA. RefSeq lists its product as uncharacterized. The record is from RefSeq and is a predicted model, not a curated record. Bases 1 to 657 code for a protein of 218 amino acids. Gene Ontology annotation, molecular function: nucleic acid binding; RNA-DNA hybrid ribonuclease activity. Lineage: Eukaryota; Viridiplantae; Streptophyta; Magnoliopsida; Fagales; Fagaceae. The transcript has a single exon.